Molecule: messenger RNA, 3302 nt
Organism: Acipenser ruthenus (sterlet)
Lineage: Eukaryota; Metazoa; Chordata; Actinopteri; Acipenseriformes; Acipenseridae
Product: extracellular matrix protein 2
Exons: 12
Coding region: 465-2675 (736 amino acids)
Biological process (GO): positive regulation of cell-substrate adhesion; extracellular matrix organization
Cellular component (GO): extracellular matrix
Molecular function (GO): protein binding; heparin binding; collagen V binding
Source: RefSeq, a predicted model, not a curated record
CAGUAACUUCAAAGUUUCUGAGGAAAGCUUUUGCUAAGAGAUUGCAGCCCCAUUUGCUAAAAACAUUUUUCACUGCUGAAGCACAGCAGCUGUCCACUUGCAUCAAGCCCCCGGCAGUCUGAAGAAACUUGGGGAGAAGGAGAAACAUUUGACAACGAACUACUGUUUUCUUGGUAGCACUCCCUGAACCGCUUUAAAAUAAACCUCACAGUUCAUUCCCCCAGGGGCCUAGAUUAUUCCGCAGACAUCAGCGAGGAGUCAUCAGGACGUGUUUGAACUUUCCCUCCUCCUCCUGCUCAGAGAUAAAGAUGUCAGACUGAUACUGUUUCUGUUUCAUGGCACGGCACCAAGGUGUUUUAACAAUCAAGUUGUUUUGCAAGGUGGUGUUUUCAAGGAAGACCUGGGAGUGAAAGACAUCAAAAACUGUGUCUGAAAGUACAGUACCUGGUUACUCCACCUCCAACAUGAAGGCCAGGACUCUGCUUGUUCUGGUGUUACUCGCCAACCUGAGUUUUGCCCUCGCACAAGAUGAAAGCAAUCCACCAGGAACAGGAAAGAAAAGAAGAGGACAAAAGCGAGGGAGAGGAAGACAGCAAAAGCAGAGGCCAUCUGAUACACCUGUACUGCUAGGCAACGUCCCUGUGGUCAAAGGAGAGGACGACUUGACGAUCUUUAUCGAAUCCUACAAGGGCGUGAACGAGUUUGAGACAAACUAUAAUGUCGUACCAGGAAAGAAAGGACAGUGCACUUUCGGUGGCAUCACAAUGUUCAACAAUGCUGUCUGGUCCCCUAAACCCUGUGUUACCUGCCUGUGUUCAAAGGGAAACAUCGCCUGUGAUGAAAUGAAAUGCCUGCCUCUCUCCUGUCCAAUCAGAGUGAAGCCUGCAGGAGAAUGCUGUCCCAUCUGCAGUGACAUUGAAUCAGUUCAUGACAGUCCUGAAAUUUCUGGCGAUUCCUCAGAACCCAACGAUCCGAGUGUGCUGGAGUCGGUGCCCCCCAAGAGCCAGGCAGAGAUCGAGCAGCUGCUGCAGCAGGAAGAGGAGGAGCUACAGGAGGAGGAGGAGCGGCUGCGCAAGAGGGACGAGGAGCGUAAGAGGAGGAAGAAGGAGAAGAAGAAGCUGCAGGAGGAAAGGCAGAAGCAGCUGUUUGAGGAUCGCCGCCGCGAGGAAGAGGAGAUCCGAUCGCGUAUGGAAGAGGAAGAAGAGAAGCAGAGAGAGGAGGAGGAAAGGAGAAGCAAGCUGGAGGAAGAGGAGAGGGAGAAAAGGCAACAGCAAAAGGAGAGCAGGCAGGAGGAAGAAAGAAAACGGGAGGCCGAGAGAAGGGUUUUAGAAAGAGAACAGAGAGAGCGGGAAAGAAUAAUGGAAGAGGAAGAAGAUGAAGAGGCAGAAGAGAAAGAAGUGGAACAGGAGGACGAUGACUUCCUUAGAGGUGACGUUUUCAGAAUGCCAAACAGUGUCCCCAUUCACCCGCCGCCGCUGCCUCCUCCUCUGCCUCCUGCUGCUCCAGAAUGCAUCCCGUCCCUCCCUCCUGGCUGCGUCAUCUCUGACAUCACACUCAGCUGCAAUAAUGCCAAACUCACCAGCAUACCUCCACUGGUAGACCCACAGCUCAAGAUCCUCAAUCUUGAAGGGAACUCUAUCACUACGAUUCCUGCAGCAGCGUUCAAUGGGAUUCCUAACCUGGAACGGAUUGACCUUGGCAAAAACAAGAUCACGUCUGCCGGCAUUGAUCCACAAGCCUUCACAAAUCUUAAAAGGUUAACACGUCUCCACAUGGAUGCAAACAUGCUUGCACAGAUCCCUCAGGCCUUGCCUCCCACAUUGGAAGAGCUCAGAAUAAACGAGAACAUCCUCCAGAUCAUAGAUGAAGAUCACUUCCAAGAUUUGAACAACCUUGUUACCCUGGAGCUGGAAGGAAACAUUCUCAGUGAAGGAACCGUCAGCCCCUCAGCUUUCAAGCCCCUGACGCGCCUUUCUUACUUGAGGCUUGGCAGAAACCACUUCCGGACUAUCCCUCAGGGACUCCCUGAGUUGUUAGAGGAGCUUUAUCUUGAAAACAAUCUGAUAGAAGAAAUAUCAGAAGCUGCCUUCAAUAAUACCAGAAACUUAAAUAUCAUCUCACUAAGGCACAACAAACUAGACGAGUCAAGGCUAGCACCUCAGGCCUGGAUCAAUCAUGAGAACUUGGAAUCCAUUGAUCUCUCUCACAAUCAGCUGUACCAUGUCCCUUCCUUCCUGCCCAAAUCUCUGCUGCAUCUGGUCCUGGUGGGGAAUCCGAUUGAGAGAAUCCCAGGGUUCGUGUUUGCCCACAUGGAGCCAGGGAUUGAGUACCUGUACCUCUCCUUCAAUAAGUUGACUAACGAUGGGAUCGACCCAGUGUCUUUCUUUGGAGCCUUCCACUCACUCAUAGAACUGUUUCUGGAUCACAACGAGUUGACAGCUGUGCCACUUGGAAUCAACGAGAUGAAAUCGCUGCGUUUCCUGAGACUGAACGAUAACAAAAUAAGGAAUUUUGAAGAGCAUUCCAUAUGUGAUGCCUUCAAUACUGACGAUUCAAAAAUAGUGGCACUGCGCCUUGAAAACAAUUACAUCGACACAAGAAAAAUUUCCCAUACUGCAUUUUCUUGCGUCAGGUCUUACUCCAGUGUUGUUCUCAAACCACAGAAGAUUAAGUAACCAUCAACUUUGGAACCUCUUGGAAUGAACAUUCUAUUCUGACAUAAUCUUGACAUCAUCCACAGAAUGUUUGAAAAGCAACAAGCUUACUGGACUGUGUUUACUUUUCUUUCUAUACAGCUGAAGAAGAUACACACACACACACAAGUCCAAAACAUACAAAAGUGUCAUGAAUCCAAGGCAACUUCCAGACAACUUUGAAGCAACUCAUUGUAAAGAACAUUUUCACCAUUUCUUAUGUGAAAAGUUAAAGCAACUAAAUCAAUACAGUCAAAACAUAACUACUUAGUGUAAGAGUUAUGCAAACAGAAUGUCAGAAUCACUGCUCACCUUUAAAAGCAGAAGAGACUGCACCAGAACAAGUGAACUACCAGUACUAAUUUAUGUUGAUGAAUUUUAUGAUAAGAAAAAGAAGCCUGCUUGAACAGUAAUUUUCCAGUAGUAAUAUCAGAAAAUUACAAUUAUUAAUUUCAAUGUGUAUUUUUGGUGCUUUAGCCUUUCAGUUUUACUUAUAUAUAAAGAUGUGUACCACCUAUACAUUGCUGGACCUGGUAAAGUGAGAAAAAAAUAAAAAAUAAAAUAAAUAAAUAAAUAUAUACAUAGGGCAGCUGGCUCUUUGAGCUAAUA